Molecule: messenger RNA, 1887 nt
Organism: Haemorhous mexicanus (house finch)
Lineage: Eukaryota; Metazoa; Chordata; Aves; Passeriformes; Fringillidae
Gene: LIMD2
Product: LIM domain containing 2
Exons: 5
Coding region: 999-1385 (128 amino acids)
Biological process (GO): actin filament bundle assembly
Cellular component (GO): plasma membrane; actin cytoskeleton
Molecular function (GO): actin filament binding
Source: RefSeq, a predicted model, not a curated record
AGCCCUGCUGGGUCUGCACUGGGAUCCAGCCCUGCUGGGUGUGCACUGGGAUCCAGCCCUGCUGGCCCCUCUGGACAGGAGAACAGAGAAAGGCUCCCUGCACCCUCCUGGCUGCAGGAAACCUGAUCCUUCAGAGGCAGGCUGAGGUCGGGGGAGUGCCCUGGGGGGCUGCCCCAGAUGUUCCCUCUCCCUCCAUCUGCCCCAGGAAGGUGAGAGGGGAUGCAGGAGGCUGUUGGGGAAUGCUCUGUGAUGGAGCAGCGUUGCCUUCCUCCCCUCAGACUCCUCCUUGCUCGGAGCCCUCAGUUGCUACAAGGGGCAGGACGAGGGAGGCUGGAAGGCAAAAGGUUCUCAGCUUGUCCUGAGCCAAAACCUGACACUGCUGGCAUGACCUGGAGAGGAGGACAGUCCUGGCUCCUGCUCCUCCCAGGCUGUGGAAGGGGCUAAGGACUUUAGGGGGCAGAGGUUUGGGACAGUCACACCUGGCAGUUGUGGUGCCAGUCUCCCCUGUGGGGCACAGCUGUGGCUCUGUCACACGUGCCUGCUGCACCCUCAGAGCCAGCGGGCCCCGAGGCUCCCCGAGCCCUUGUGAAGGCUCUGUAGCAUCAGUGUGGCAGUGUGUCCUCAGGCUCUGCCCGUGUCACCUCAUUCCCCCUCUCCUGGUGGCUGCCUUGGCCUCCAGCCCCGAGCUGUGCUCCUGGGAAGAGCCAUGACAGCAGCUGAGAGCCUCCAAGAGUCCCUCCUGCAGUUUCUCACUUGUUCUGGUUCCCUUAUCACCCCAGCACACCCUUCCCCUUUGAGAUUUCUGCUCCUGCCUCCUGCCCUGCAGCAGGAAGGAGGUUUGAAGGCUGCAGGGCAGCAGCUGCAGCUCGGGGCUCGCUGGGAGCACCAGAGGGUCUGUGCAGGGUGUUGCAAGAGGUCUGUCUUUGACACUUCUGCAGGGAACCUCGACCCACAGCCUUCAGGCUGAGGAUUAAACAGAGGGAGAAGGGAAAGGAGCCAUGUUCCAGGCCACGGGAGCUGCCAGCCCAGCCCCAGCUCAUGAGGCCAAAAGCAGCUCAGGGGGCAGCACAGUGCAGCGCUCCAAGUCCUUCAGCCUGAAGGCACAGGUGAAGGAGAUGUGCACUGCCUGCCAGAAAACCGUGUACCCCAUGGAGCGCCUGGUGGCCGACAAAUUCGUCUUCCACAACUCCUGCUUCUGCUGCAAGCACUGCCACACCAAGCUCAGCCUGGGCAGCUACGCCGCGCUCCAUGGCGAGUUCUACUGCAAGCCCCACUUCCAGCAGCUCUUCAAGAGUAAAGGCAACUACGACGAAGGCUUCGGGCGCCGGCAGCACAAGGAGCUGUGGGUGCACAAGGAGGUGGAGAGCGGCACCAAGUCGGCGUGAGCGGGGCCAGCCCUGCCAGGGAGCUGAGCUGGGCCAACUGAGCUGAUGUAGAGCAGGACCUGGGCCAGGGGAGAGGGGGAGCCCCUCUUUGGGGGGUGCUCAGAGGUGAGCAGGGUGCAGCCCCCAGACCUGGAGCCCUCUCUGUGCAGGCCCCUCUCCCCAGUGAGAUCAGAGCAGAAGCAAUGCCCCCCCAUGGGACCCCCCCAGCCCUCUUGAUCCAUUUCAGGCCUUUCACCAGGGAGAAGGGAUGAGCUGGGGGCUUACCCAGCGUGUGAGCCACUGCAGAGCUCCCAGCCACACCAGCCCUGCACCGCUGGGGCUCUGGGUGAGCAGGGUCCCUGCUUUACAUCAGCUCAGUUCAGCUGGGAUGGUUCAGCCUUAAGGAUGUUGCCCUGCCACGGUUUCUGUGUCUGUUUUUUAUAUUUGCCUUCCACUGGUACGUUCUGCGCCGGAGCUCCGCCUGCGCGCCUUUAUUUUUGUAAUACAAGGUUUCCCAGCCUUC